This is a messenger RNA of Spodoptera frugiperda (fall armyworm), 1024 nucleotides long. Its product is annotated as RNA guanine-N7 methyltransferase activating subunit. Bases 79 to 582 code for a protein of 167 amino acids. The record is from RefSeq and is a predicted model, not a curated record. NCBI's taxonomy places the organism in Eukaryota, Metazoa, Arthropoda, Insecta, Lepidoptera, Noctuidae. Gene Ontology annotation, biological process: RNA 5'-cap (guanine-N7)-methylation. Gene Ontology annotation, molecular function: RNA binding. The transcript has 4 exons.
UUUUCGGUAAUAUUCGACUGUUGUUUUGAGAAUUGAUAUACGUUUAAGAACUAACAAGGUAUAUUAUUCUGUUUUAUAAUGACUUCUAAUGUCUGGUAUAUUAUUUUAAGUUUAUUAGUGUCUAUGAUUGUUGCAUUUGACGAAGUUAACCUCACUCAGCAAAACAAGGAAAAUAUUCUGUGCCGCGGUUGUGGUCUAGAAAUUUCAACAAGUAGCGAUAUAUUUUUGAAGUCUAGUGCAAAGUCUCGUUACUCUUUCUAUGACACACUAUAUGGCAAAGACGAUGUCUUAGUGCAGAUUUUUACUACUGACGUGUUCUUUCAUUAUCCUGUGAUAACUUUCAAACAAUCUACCUGUGUUCCUACUGGGGAGUGGGAAGAAACUACAUCUUGGUUUCCCGAUUAUCUUUGGAAGCCAUGUGUUUGUUCAGAGUGUGGAGCAUUUGUUGGAUUUGUUUUUAAGCCCGUGUACUCUAGUGUGGGCGCUGCAAAUAACCAAUUUUAUGGUCUUGUUCUAACAACUGUAAUCAGUGAAAAUUUUCUUGACUUUAUAACUGAGUACCCUGCUAACAUAUCAAAUUAAAAUGGCUGCUGAUACAUUAUCAGCUGAAGAUAAAGAAUUUUUAGCCAAAUGCGAGGAAGAACUGAAAGAUAGAUUUACUGAGAAAGAUGUUGAUUUUAUGAAAGUUUUUGAUGAAUUGCCUUCCACGCCACCUGUGUUAGACUCAUGGUGGGUUCCUAACUCGGGUCGCCGUAACAACGACCGCCGCGGUAACAGACGCAACCAUCCUUACCAGCGGGACAAUAACAGAGAUCGGAAUUAUGGCCGGCGCGACAACAGAGGAUACAACGACUACUCCAACUACGACGACAGUUCCUCCGGAUACCGGCCUCGGCACAGAUACCAAUACUGAUGACAUCUACACAUACUGCCAUCUUCUAUUGAAGAUGUAUUAUAUUCCUAAUGUAUUUACUUAUUAUAAAAAUAAAACAAUUUCUUUCUCAAAAGAAUAUAUUCUCAAUUA